ACCACAGAUUUAUUAGCACAACAUGCAGAAGCCCUACAGAAAAAAAUUGAAAACAUUUGCCUACAACAUGAGAAAGAAAGAGCUGAGUAUGAUGGGGUUGUGGCACAUUAUGCAGCUAUGUGGCAGGACUAUGAGGCCACAUACAAACAGUUCCCACUGGCAAAGGCUCUGGAGGCUGAGCAAGAAGCUGUUAGGCAGACAGAGGAGGAAGAAAAGAAACUGAGACAGCGGGCAGAAGAACUCAGGAAGGUGAUAAGAAGGGCUAAUGGAGAGGAUGAGACUGGGGAAGAUACUGUGCAGGCAUUCAACUCCUUGUCAGAGUUUGUGGUAGCAUUAGCAGAGUACAAGGUUAAGACAUGGCAAACAAGUGAAAAUAAUGAGAAAAUGAGGGAGCAGUUGGCAGAACUUCAGAAUACAUUGGAGCAGAAAAGGGCAGAGAGGCUCAGACAGGAAGAGUCCCAAGAAUCACAGGGAUUUGAACAAACCCAUUCCAUGUGUGCUGAAGAUACAGCAGAAGAUGGUGGAUUGGAAAUGAUUGAAGAAAGAUGUGAUGAGACGCAACAGCAACAUCAAAAUGUGUUGGUGCACCAGCAACAGAAACCACAGUCCAUGUUGCCUCAACCACAGUCAACAUUGCUUCAACAACAGUCAACAUUGCCUCAGCAAACAAAACCAGCUGUGUCUCAACAGUCACAGUUCACCAUUCCUCAACAAUCACAGUUUGUGUCACAACUAACACAAUCACACAUGCCACAGUUGCCCCAGCAACCCCAUUUACAGGUCUUCACCAGACAGUCUCUUCAAACACAUCCAAACUCUGACCCUCAGAAUAUACAGUCAAACCAGGCCCCAUUCCCCACACUGUAUGAUACACAAUCCUACAACCCACUGCAGUUAAGACCACGGGAGUCACAAAGUAGCCAAGCUAUGUUUCAACAAUCACAAACCUGUGGUACUCCAUCACUUUAUACACCACAGUCUUCCAGAGCUGAUAAGCAGAGCUUGACUCACCCUCAGUCUGUGGCACAACAACAGCAGCCUAGCACUGUGCAACCCUUGCAUUCACCACAGUAUUCCAGAUCUCAGCAGCUGCAGACCAAUCAGUCUCAGCUGAGGGCUGCAGCUAUUAAUGUGAUGCCUGGGCUUAGAACUCCUCAGAGAAAAUCACCACCAAAGCUAGUCAUGCCCACAAGACCAAGCAGUAUCUUAGACAGAGGGCAACAACAGGGACCAAAUAACACUUUACUAAGGCAAGUCCAGAACCAACAACUGCAGAAGAAAGUUGAAACAGCCAGACAGCCAGCACUUGGUAGUCAACAUCAGUCCAACUGGAUGGAGCACCAACAGCCACCAUCUCUAGGGAGGGAGGGAAUUGGCAGUCCUCUAGUACAUGACCCAGGCUCAUACAACAACACCUUCAUGCUGCAGACACCUGCUAGGCCAAAACAGCAGCUGAUACAGCCUGAGUCAAGUACUGAAAGUUCACCACAUCCCAUCAUGCAGAGUGAGGCAGGACCUCUUACACCAGGCACCCCUCACAGUGAUACCAAUAUGUCAGAUAUCCCAUUGGAUCCAGACAGCCCCUUCAACCUGGAGGGCCAUCUGAAGAAGAUCCAUCUGAUGAGUAACAAGUCCCCCACUGGUCCUACCUUCAACCAGAGACCAAUGUUUAAACCCAGUACACAGAGGGAAGGAGCAGUAGAAAUGAUGUCAUUUGUACAUGUCAGUACCACCAGCCCUACUUUCCCAACUGGAACUGCUGGUACCAUGAGUACUGGUCAGAACAGAGGUCCAUCUCCAGAUGCAAGAGGCCAUCUACCAAAUCAGACAAAUAACAGGCAGCAAAAUUUGAAUCCCAAACCAAGAGAAGAACCCAUGUUUAAAAUGCCAUCAACACCAAUAUCAGAAGCCAAGAAGUCCCCCACGUAUCUCAGGCCCUCCACGUCUAAAGUCUCAAAACACAUGGGGCAGGGAGAUGGGCAGCCAGCAUUCCAGCAAACAUAUGGAGGUCCCCAGGCUCCACUGGUCAACAGAUGUGGGUCUGGGGAAGAUAAGGGUAAACAGACUGGCUCAGAACCAAAUCCCAGCAGUCAGCCAAACUUUCUGACCAGUGAUGGAGAUUCAUCUGAUGCAUUUGAUGUUUUCUGCAGUGGUGCUGGUGGUGCUGGUGCUGGAAAUCCCAGCGCCUCUCCAAAGUUUUGUUUUGGCGACACAGAAAGCAACGGUGACUCUGCCUUGGCCCUGUUUGGUUGCAGUGAGGCAGACUUGCAAGGUGGAGAUAAGUCUGGAGCAGCUUCCCCGUUUGGUUUCUUUAAGGACAACAACAGUGACCCUAACUCACCAUUUAAUUUCGGUGGCAUGGGUGAUGGCAGUCUCCCCUUGUUAAUGUUUGGGGAGAAAGACGAUGGGGAAACUGAAGACUUUGGCUUGGGGUCCAACACACAGGAUGAUAAUAGUUAUCUUAGUAUCUUUGGGAAUUAAAAUUGUUUUAGGAGAGUGGUAGAUCCAGGACGGUGGGAUGGGGGCAGAGAGGCACGUG
Molecule: messenger RNA, 2539 nt
Organism: Lingula anatina
Lineage: Eukaryota; Metazoa; Brachiopoda; Lingulata; Lingulida; Lingulidae
Source: RefSeq, a predicted model, not a curated record